Verruconis gallopava is the source of this 1184-nucleotide messenger RNA. RefSeq names its product arsenical resistance protein ArsH. Gene Ontology annotation, molecular function: oxidoreductase activity. The coding region runs from base 13 to 996 and encodes 327 amino acids. Lineage: Eukaryota; Fungi; Ascomycota; Dothideomycetes; Venturiales; Sympoventuriaceae. The transcript has 3 exons. The record is from RefSeq and is a predicted model, not a curated record.
GCGCUUUUGAUAAUGCUCGGUCGGAUGCGUUGGAGGGCUGGAAAGGCAUUGGUUUCACCAGCGCAAGUCGUCUUGCCGAGCAUCCAGCGCCGUUCUAUAACCACGAUGGGUGAUCUCAACAAUGACUCUGUUCUGCGCACCGUGAUCCAUCUCGAACCGGAUCCUAGCUACCAGUUCCGAUCCUUGGCCAUUCGGGAAGUGGACGACGAUCCUAUUGUCCGCAAGACGUACCGACCGUUUCUUCUCCCGGAUGAAGUGGCCGACAACGACUGGAUAGCGAAGCUGGAGCUCAGCACCGUGCUGCGUAUGGCUGAACAGCAUCUCGAAGAAGCAGGCAACGACAGGCUCAAGGUGCUUGUCCUUUACGGAAGUCUUAGGAGGCGUUCAUAUUCUCGACUGCUCGCGUACGAAGCAUGCCGCAUCCUAUUUCGCCUUGGGUGUGACGUUAGAGUGUUCGAUCCAGAAGGCCUGCCCGUCAAGGAUGACGUCCAGCACGACCACUACAAAGUGCAAGAGCUGCGGGGUCUCAGCAAAUGGAGCGACGGGCACGUGUGGGUGUGUCCAGAGCAGCACGGAAACCUGACUGCCGUGUUCAAAAACCAGAUCGACUGGAUCCCGCUCGCAACGGGCUCUGUGCGUCCUACGCAAGGCCGCACCCUCGCGAUAGCUCAAGUGUCCGGCGGAUCGCAAUCUUUCAACACGGUCAACAGCCUGCGCGUCUUAGGCCGCUGGAUGCGCAUGUUCACGAUUCCCAAUCAAAGUUCCAUACCGAAAGCGUAUACCCAGUUCACCGGGGAGCAUGACGAGGAAGGGGGUAGCAGGCUCAUGCCGAGCGACAACCGGAACCGCCUGGUCGACUGCAUGGAGGAGUUUGUGAAAUACAGCAUCGUCAUGAAGCCGCACUUUCAUCUGUUCGCAGAUAGAUUCAGCGAGCGCGCCGAGAGAGCCGCAAAGAGGAUCCGAGAAGAGGCCCAACCGUUGGCCGCCGCCACGUGAGGUCUCCUGCUUGUUGCACGAAACUAGAAUAGGCAUAACUUAGAGCUGCAGACGAUCAGAAAAGGGUGGGUAGGUCUAGAGCGUGCCAAAAACCUUUUGAGCAAGCGCGCAAAACUAGCUCGGAUAGAAUAGAGAGAGAGCAUUGUACCCUGGCGUUUGCACGCGUAUUAAGGCAAGUUUCAAUCCCC